AUGUCUUCGUGUUUCAGCGGCGGCGGAAGAACCUAUGCAUUUGAGCUUGACAUAGUCAAAUCCCCAUCCACAUCAACCCGAACCUCCACAUCUUCUCCUUCUUCAACUCUCUCAGAAUCAAGCAACUCGGGCCUCGCAAUCUCAACUCGAAAGCCCCGAACCCCUCGAAAACGCCCCAACCAGACUUACAAUGAAGCCGCCGCAUUGCUCUCCACAGCUUACCCCAGCAUCUUCUCCACCAAAAACUUCACAAAUCCUCGGAAAUUCACCAAGCCCCACGACUCGUUCUUGGACCAAUCUGCAGAAUUGCUCUUGCCCUUCAGAGCCAUCGACGACGGAAGCUCCGGUUUCUUAAUCGUCGAGCCAAUCGGAGAAAAACCCAGUUCUCAGUUCGAGCCCAAAGCCCUGAAUUCGUUCGAAAAGAUGUGCCAGAGUCCAGGGGAAUUCGAUUCCCAGGCUAAUUCCAAUUCCAAUUCUAUGGAGAUGUGUGGAAGCUACCAUCACCAAGAGGAAGACUUCGACGCCGAGUCGAUUCUCGACGAGGAGAUUGAAGAGGGGAUUGACAGCAUCAUGGGAAGUAUGAGCGUGAACAUGGAUUCAGUCGACGAGUCUAACAAUGGCGGCGGUGGCGGUGGCGGUGGCGGGCAAAUGAAUUCGAACCCGAAUCCAAAUUCCUCGAAUUCUUGUUACGGGUAUCCGAUGGGGUUGGGAUUUGGCGGGAAAUUCGAAUUCGGGUUCGGGUUAAGAAGAGGGGGAGUGAGACCAUUGAGGCAUGUUGAUGAUGGGAAUUGGUGGAGCUUCCCCACCGUCGAUGUUCUUGAAAUCUCUCCCAGAUUCAACAAAUCUCAGUCUUCUUCUACCCCAGCUUCUGCUUCGGUGGCCUCGGCCGGGAAGAAGAAGAAAAAGAAAGUGGAAAAACUAUCGGUUUUGGAAGCGAAAGCCGUCGCGGAAUUGCCCAAGGAGGCGAAUCUGAUUGCCAAGGCGGAGGAGCCUGGGCUGAUGCUGAAAUUGGACUACGAAGACGUUUUGAAUGCCUGGUCGGACAAAGCGUCGCCGUUUUCGGAGGAAAUGCCGGGAUCUGAUGUGCCCGGAAACGACGUCUCUGCCAGGCUAGCGCAGAUUGAUUUAUUCUCAGACGCCGGAGGACUGAGAGAGGCUAGCGUGCUGCGCUACAAGGAAAAACGGCGUACACGCCUCUUUUCUAAGAAGAUCAGGUACCAAGUCAGAAAAGUCAACGCGGAUCGACGGCCCAGAAUGAAGGGACGGUUUGUUAGAAGGCCUCAUUCUAGCACCAAUGGUCAAAGACAAAAGGAAAUAGCAUAA
Messenger RNA from Prunus armeniaca (apricot), 1323 nucleotides. The record is from the annotation of a GenBank genome assembly. NCBI's taxonomy places the organism in Eukaryota, Viridiplantae, Streptophyta, Magnoliopsida, Rosales, Rosaceae.